Monodelphis domestica (gray short-tailed opossum) is the source of this 4470-nucleotide messenger RNA. NCBI's taxonomy places the organism in Eukaryota, Metazoa, Chordata, Mammalia, Didelphimorphia, Didelphidae. The record is from RefSeq and is a predicted model, not a curated record.
AAUAUUUUUCCAUGGUUACAUGAUUUAUCAUUCACCCCCCCCCCCCCCAGAGCUGACAAGCAAUCUGCUGGGUGAUACCUGUCUCAUUGUUCCAAACCUACUUCCAUGUUAUUUAUAUUUGCAAUAGAAUGAUCUUAUAACAUUAAAACCCUAAUUAUAUCCCCAUCAAACCACGUGAUCAAUCAUUUGUUUUUCUUCUGUGUUUCUGCUCCCAUAGUUCUUUCUCUGUAUGUGGAUAGUGUUUUUUCUCUUAAGUUUCUCUAGAUUGUCCUGGAUCCUUGCAUUGCUGUAUAAAAAACUUUUCAAACCUUAAAGUACUGUAAUAAAGCUAUUACUAUUGUCAUCACCAAUAACUACGUUUUCCUGGGCAUGACUCUUUAGUAAUGGUUCUGGCUUUCCUGCUCAGAUGAGGUCACUGUGGCAUAAAAGAUGUUGCAGUGGAAAAUGCCCUGGAUUUGGAGAUGAAACCUGGCUCCAAUAUGUCCUGUCUAUGUGACUUUAGACAAGUCAUUGGCUUCUCUGGGUCUCAUCUGCAAAAUAGAGGUGUUGGAAUAGAUUACCUCUAAGUUCUCUUCCAAUUUCAAUCUAUGAUCCCAAGCCACAACUCAUGUACUGUCAAAUGAUUGUUUUCUCUUAGGAAAAAACUGAAUUCUACUCACAGAAUUUCCACCACUAAUGAGACGAGCUAAAGAGAUUGUGUUAAAGUUUGAAGGGAGGCUGACCAGAACAAGAGGCUAUCAAGCAGCAGGUGUUGAUCUCUGGAGAAAAUUUGUCAGGCUAGCUUAUAACUUUGUGGUCAUCUUCAUUCCAUGGGAAAUGAGAAUAAAGAAAAUAGAAAGUCAUUUUGGAUCUGGUGUUGCCUCCUAUUUUAUCUUUUUGAGAUGGCUGUUUGGAAUUAACAUAGUGCUUACCAUAAUGACUGGUGCUUUUAUUGUUAUUCCAGAGCUGAUUGCAGGGCAGCCCUUUGGAAGCACCAUCAGCAAGACUAUUCCCAAGGACCAAGUUGCCUCAGCACAAGACUUGGACACUGUUUGGUCCCUGGGGGGCUAUCUCCAGUACUCAGUUUUAUUUUAUGGCUACUACGGCAAAGAGAGGAAGAUUGGCAAGGCAGGCUACCGGCUACCAUUGGCUUAUUUCCUGGUUGGCAUGGCGGUGUUUGUUUACAGUUUUAUCAUUCUGUUAAAGAAAAUGGCAAAGAAUUCCAGAAUGAGCCUUGCAAGUGCAUCCAAUGAAAACUAUACAUUUUGUUGGCGGGUAUUUUGUGCUUGGGAUUAUCUCAUAGGAAACCCAGAGGCUGCAGAGAGUAAGGCUGCUGCCAUCGUGAAUAGCAUUAGGGAGGCUAUCUUGGAGGAACAAGAAAAGAAGAAAAGCAAAAAUUUGGCAGUAACCAUAUGUCUCCGCAUCAUUGCAAACAUCCUAGUGCUCCUCUCACUUGCUGGGAGCAUUUAUCUCAUCUACUUUGUGGUAGACCGGUCCCAGAAGCUGGAGCGAACCAAAGAAGAACUGACGCUUUGGGAAAAAAAUGAGGUCAGUGUGGUGGUUUCCCUGAUUACUAUGAUAGCUCCUUCUGCCUUUGAACUUGUGGCUGCAUUAGAGAUGUACCACCCACGGACUACACUCAGAUUCCAGCUUGCAAGGGUUCUUGUAUUAUAUCUUGGAAACCUGUACAGCCUCAUCAUUGCUCUCCUGGACAAGGUGAACAGCAUGAGUAUUGCUGAAACUGAAGCCAAAAAUAAUGCAAGCAUCUGGGAAUAUUCUCCUCACUUCCUACCAACCAGAGCACUUUCUGAGGAAGAGAAAUGGUCCCCAACAAUUUCUGGUAUCCAAGUGAAACAAAACAACACAAUUCAACAUUACCUAAUACCCAUUACAGUCACUAAUAAGACAACUUCCUACAACUAUAAUGUGCAGAAUCAACAGGACCAAUGCUGGGAAACAUAUGUUGGACAGGAAAUGCUGAAGCUUUCCAUUAUUGACAUGAUUUUCACAGUGGCAAGCAUUCUGCUUAUUGAUUUUUUCCGUGGUCUUUUUGUUCGAUAUUUAAGUGACUGUUGGUGUUGGGACCUGGAAAGCAAGUUUCCAGAAUAUGGAGAAUUCAAAAUAGCUGAAAAUGUACUCCAUUUGGUCUACAAUCAAGGAAUGAUUUGGAUGGGAGCUUUUUUCUCACCCUGUCUUCCAGCAUUCAAUGUUCUCAAAUUGAUUGGUCUGAUGUAUUUACGGAGUUGGGCUGUGCUAACCUGUAAUGUGCCCCAUCAGCAAGUUUUCCGAGCCUCCAGAUCCAAUAACUUCUACUUGGCAAUGUUGCUGUUUAUGCUGUUUCUGUGUAUGCUGCCAACAAUUUUUGCUAUUGCCCGAUAUAAACCAUCUUUAAACUGUGGUCCCUUUAGUGGGCAAGAGAAAAUCUAUGAUAUUGUAUCUGAAACUAUUAAGAAUGACUUUCCGUUGUGGUUCAACUCAGUGAUUGGCUAUGUCAGUAGCCCUGUUGUCAUUCUUCCUGCUUUGCUUCUUCUCUUCAUGCUGAUCUAUUACCUUCAGAGUAUUGCAAGAUCAUUGAAGUUCACCAAUAGUCAACUGAGAAUGCAGAUUCAAAGUGAUAGAUCUGAAGACAAGAAAAAGGUUGCCCAAAUGAUAGUAGCCAGGACCCAGACCCAGGAGGGAAGCAAGAAGUCUCAGGAAAAUGAUUUCAUCAAUCAGCAGGCCUCAAUUCACUCAAUGACUCCUAGGAAACAUGGUCAUGUGGUCAACUUUGACUCUCCAGGAAGCAGAAUUCCAACCAUCUCACAAGCCAUUCCCCAAGCCAAGAUCCUUAGGCCAGUGGAGAUCACUUCUUCAGUUACUAGCAUCUCCAAAGCACGAUCUGAGCACCACAGGUAUCCAUAUUUUACACAUGAUAGUGACCUCUCCAAGACCAAGUCCUACACCCCAGUUACUUUCAAGAAACACUUGGAAGAUAUCCAUUCAGAUCCUCUCUUUCACAAAGGCAUCCCUCAGGAGAACCCUGAUGUGCUUGGAGCAGGAGCCCCAGGGUUUUUAAGAGGGCAAAUCCAUGUCCCUAGAUAUUACAUUGUUAAUGAGAGGGAAUCCAGAAGAAAACCGCGUUCUAUCUCCCGAUCACCAAGACACUUCCAUAGGAACAAUUUGGCUGACUUUGGUGAGAUGUAUUCUAGAAACAAAAGAGGCUACUUGUUAUCAAAACCCCACCAUGCCUACCCUCCACAUCUGAGUGAUGAAGAGGAAGAAGAAGUGAGAAGGAACAUAUUCAGUAGAUCUUUUCGGCCACGAUCCUUCUCGGAUCUUCAUCAGAUGCCUCAUUUUUACAUUGGUGAACAAACAGAGAGACAAAUCUUGGCUGCUGAAGAUCUGGCCAGGAUGCAUUAUCAAUCUUGGAAUGAUGGCUUUGAGGCAGACCACUACCGACCAGUUUAUUUGUAUAAAAAGCCUCAAUCACGGAAUUUUGACCCAGAACCUCGCUACCCAGAGCAUUUUAUGAAACCAAAUAACAAACAAAAGAUGGAGCCAUCUUUCACAGAGUCUGAUUCAGUGUCUGCCUCCAGCAGUGACCAGCAAAAUAGUAGCACUGAUCAAUACAUCCAAAUCAUUCAUAACAAAGACAAGUACCUGAAGUCUACAGGCAAGCUUAGCAGAAAGAAAUCCAAGUCUAGGCUUGAAAUGAGUAUUGUAGAUCCCAAUGAAUUGGUUUGUUCAAAUGUCUAGAUGAAAUAGAUUUAUUGUUACCUCAGGAAUAGCACAGCACAUCAUUAUGAUUCUAGAAUCAGGAAUGAGGGUACAUAUCAGACUUUUGGGGAAAAGAAAUUAACCAUGAAUCACUAUGGACCAAUGGGAAUAAAGUUUGAUUUGUGUGGGAAACAUAUCCAUGAUUUCUAUAAUAUAUUCAUGGAUUCCCAAUGCUAUGAAACUUUUCUGUUCUAGAGCAUCAACAACAAAGUUGUACAUUGACAAUCAUUAUUUAAUACAUGUGUUCUUAAGGGCAGUGGAUCAUGGUAUUUUCUAUCUAGUUAGAUAAACAUUUGGCACCAUUUCUGAUAUUUGAAGUCAAAGCGGAGUGCCAUAUUACUCGAAAUCGUCCUUCCAAUGCAUUUUGCCUUGAAAAGGGUAAAGUCACUACAAGACAUGGGCUGGAUGUGGGGUCUUCCAUCUGUAUUGCUAUAACUAGUUUCUCAUCCUGAAAAAGAAUAAUAAUAAAAUCCUAUGUUUAUCAUUACAUUGUCUUUUAAGAAGUAAACAUUUCCCAUGCAAUUAAAAUAAUCUGUAAAUAAUUUUUUGUUUCUUAAAGACAUGGCUUCUUAACUCUGUGUGUGUGUUUUCAUGUUGUAGACUCUUUUGGCAAUCAGGCAAUAAACAUUUAUUAACCCCUAUUGUCAGGCACUGACUUAAGUUCUGGCAGUUUGGUAAAACCUAUAGAAUAAUAUGUUAAAUGCAUAAAAUAAAAUUCAGAGGAUCAUAAAUAAA